Molecule: messenger RNA, 1789 nt
Organism: Dreissena polymorpha
Lineage: Eukaryota; Metazoa; Mollusca; Bivalvia; Myida; Dreissenidae
Product: D(1A) dopamine receptor-like
Exons: 3
Coding region: 341-1633 (430 amino acids)
Biological process (GO): neuropeptide signaling pathway
Cellular component (GO): membrane
Molecular function (GO): G protein-coupled peptide receptor activity
Source: RefSeq, a predicted model, not a curated record
UACACACGUCUUAUCUGAAGUGGUUUGUCGUUGAAACGAGUAGCGAACCAUUGAAACGUUUCCACAUUAGCUUUACAUCUCAAUAAACACUCUGGAAGCAAAUGUUGGUUAAUUAACAUGGUUAACGCAGUGAAAUAUGUUGAUGUUUUGUUUUUCUUCAAUGAAUUUUAGCUAAGCUUCUUCAAGUUUGGAUAUGAUAUUAUUGACGAAUUUUGAAGUAGGCGAAAUACAUACAAGCGUGUGUUCGUGUAAAAGUAAAAAAUCGGUCUGGUUGUAAUUAAAGGGAAUAUUCUUCAAGACUUGGAAAAGAGUUACAAUCUCUGCUGGAUGGUAAACCUACAUGUGUGAAUACAGCUGUAGAGGAGAGAAGAGAGGUCCUGUUCAACCCAGAUACCACAAGAUCUCUGCAUAUAUGUUUUCGACAAUGUGGGCCUACAACACCCUGUCGGAUGAUGGAUUAAACUUUACAAUCAGUUCAGCAAAUGUAGAAUCCUUAGAGGAUCUCAACAAACGUUAUGCAGACGCUCUUCUUCCUCUGACUAUUACAUUUGGAGUGUUUACACUAUUUGGUUUUCUUGGUAAUCUCCUGAUACUUAUUGUAUUUUCAUUAAGCCGUGAGUACAGGAGGAAUAAUUUCAAAGUGUUUGUACUGACGUUGGCUGUUAUAGAUCUUAUAACCUGUAUGACUCUCAUGCCUGCGGAGAUGGUCAAACAAAGAAACUUUUUUGAAUUCGAAAACGCAUUACAGUGCAAAUUUAAGUGCUUCUUUAAUGUAUUCGGAGCCUCGUCUUCAUGUCUGGCAUUGCUCGUUAUUUCUGUGGAUCGCUUUCGAAAGGUGGUUCAGCCAUUUAAGAAACAACUGACCCCUAAAUUGGCGGUGAAAGUUCUAAUUGGAGUUGCAAUAGUAUUUCCGAUAUGUCUUGCAAUUCCCGGUACUGUCAUGUGUGGCAUUAACACGACGACGAUGGUGAAUAAAUACGGAACGAACACAACUAUACAUCUAUGUGAAACAGAAGAAAGAUUUGAGGCAUCAGUGUGGAGAAAUAUUUACAAAUGGAUAUUCAUAAUAUUACUCGGUGGUAUCUCAAUGGCAUACAUAAUCCUGUAUACAUUUGUUAUGCGAGCUGCAGCAAAACAGAUCAAAGCUAUUUCGUUGCAGCGCAAUAACUCUUCAUUUGAUUGUAUACAAACUUCCGGUAUCUUUGAUCCUAACAUGGUAAUACAUGAACCAACUAACGAUCUUUCUAUCAGAAAGGAAAACAACAGCAUGCAUGACAUCCAAAAUGGGGUCAAUGGCAAACACUCUGUGACGCGGAGCAGUGGCCAAAGUCAUAAACGCCAUACGCCAAUGCUACAACGACAUGGUUUUCCAACAAAGACAAUGAUUUGGUUCAUAUUGACUAUUGUCUUUAUAGUGACGUACUUAACGCAUAUUAUUUUGUCUUUAAGAGUUGGGAGAAUAGUAACAAUGGAACCUGGAGAAUUCGCUUCAUUCUCUUUUUUCUUCAGGAUUUAUUUCGUUAAUCACAUGAUUAAUCCGCUGGUAUAUGCUAUAUUUGUGACGAGGUUUAGAGACUCAUGUAGAAAUAUUGGUCCAAUUAUUAUGGAAAAACUAUCACAACUUCUUUGCUGAUUGUUGUCGCGAAUUGCUAAACCUGUUAAAGUAAUUUCACUUAAACAUAUUUAAUCAAAGCUUGAUGACCACAAGACCUAUAAUAAAAAAUGGUCGCAGAAAAAAUUUACCGGUUUUCUUGUAUCAGAUAAUAUUUACAAUAAAAUUAUAAACAAA